Molecule: messenger RNA, 1925 nt
Organism: Venturia canescens
Lineage: Eukaryota; Metazoa; Arthropoda; Insecta; Hymenoptera; Ichneumonidae
Gene: eIF1
Product: eukaryotic translation initiation factor eIF1
Exons: 3
Coding region: 200-532 (110 amino acids)
Biological process (GO): translational initiation
Cellular component (GO): eukaryotic 43S preinitiation complex
Molecular function (GO): ribosomal small subunit binding; translation initiation factor activity; RNA binding
Source: RefSeq, a predicted model, not a curated record
CAUCGCUAUAGACGACCCGUGACAAAUGCAACUUUUACUUCCGCCUACCAAAGUUCGCUCUGCCUGCGUCCAACAUUUUUUCAAGUUGAGCGGUAUUCUCGCGUAGUGCUUGUGUUAUCCCGGAUCAUCCGAAACUUGACUCGUUCGAACUUUGCAAUUUGCAGUUGUAUAUCUCCGAGGGAUAUAUUUUGUUUGUCGUAUGUCCAUCCAGAAUCUUAACACAUUCGACCCCUUUGCAGAUGCAAUCAAGGGUUCAGAUGAUGACGUCCAAGACGGUCUCGUGCAUAUAAGGAUCCAGCAGCGGAAUGGUCGCAAGACCUUAACUACGGUGCAAGGAUUAUCUGCGGAAUAUGACUUGAAGAAAAUCGUACGGGCAUGUAAAAAGGAGUUUGCCUGCAAUGGGACUGUAAUUGAGCACCCGGAGUACGGGGAGGUGCUUCAGCUGCAGGGGGACCAGCGCGAAAAUAUAUGCCAGUGGUUGACUAAAUCGGGUCUGGCAAAACCUGACCAGCUCAAGGUUCAUGGUUUUUAAUCAACUAAAAAAACCAUCCAUGCCGCCGCUACCUAAAAAAACAACAAGAACAAGAACAGCAACAACUACCGCUCCACCUUCGCCCACGCCUCGUCGUUUUAAAUUAUCCGUAUCGAUCACUUCUACCACUACUGCUACAACUAUUACUACUACUACAGCAACUCCGCGUUGAAACUUUAUGGGAUAACCUCUAUUAUAUACUACGCAUAUAUAUUUCAAUAAAAAAAAAAAAAAAAAAAGAAAAAAAAUUUAAAAAAAUCAUAACGAUCCAUUAACGAAAUAAAGAAGAAACCGAAUAACAACUAAGAGGAAGGAAAAAGUAACAAACAUUUUGAGAAGAAGAAAAUAAGAAAUAGAGUUGAAUAUAUAUACGUAUGUAUAUGAAACGUGAUACGACAUACUCUACGCAGAGGUAUUCGUUAAUUAUUGUUAUCGGAGGAAUACACGAAAGACAGAGAGGAGGAAAUUGAGAAAAAAAAAGAAAAAGUAUGGUGGACGAGAUUAGAGAGCAACAUUUCACAGCGUUGUGUUAAAUGACCGCCAGAAAAAUUUGUCACGUUUAAGAUCAUAACGCUCACGAACGGUGACAGCGUUGUUCGAGAUACUCGUCUAUUAUACGAAGACGUUGCGCGAACGAGAGAAAUAUAUAUACACGAAUAUAUAUUUAUAAAGGAGAUACAGGUUGCUGCGGAUGGAUCAAUCAAUUCGUGUUAGAUAGCAUGUAUCUAGGCGCUAUAGACGUUUUCAGAGAAGUCGAAUGAACGCGUUAGCUUAGGCUACCAAUUGGCUUCUUUGAUUUAUCCAACCGUUCCAAACUUUAUCUCUCUCGCUCUUUCAACAUUCUUACGGUAGACGUACGCAAGAAACGAUGGUGGCAGCAGCAGCAGCAGCAGCAGCAGCGGCGGUUGAGCAACAAUCAGCAUCAAUAACAACAGCAACGACAAAACAGAUGAGAAGAAGGAGAGAAAAAAAACAAUAUUAAUGAUGAGACGACGGCCGGGAACAGCGUCAGCGAGCUUUCGCUUGAGCCACUUGGAACCUCUCGCGCAUAAAUUUUCCGUGCCUUUUGAUCGACGCAUCGUAUUAUUUGUAUCAGCAGCGCAGAGGGGAAGAGAAUCAAAGAGGAGAGGCCGAAAAAAAAUGGAACAAAAUAUUCAGAGGUAACGAAGCGUGCGAGAGAAAAAAACGCGUUUUUGGUGUUAUCAAUGCCAUACGGAAAGAUCCAUUUUCCCGGCGCAUAAGAAACCAGAAUUAAUCCAACACACACAAUCCUUGUUUUAUUCAUUUUGUUUUUUCGUCGAAUACUCGCUUGGAAUUUUUUCAAUAUAAUAAAUUUCGAUAAAUGUCGCUCCUGCUCUAGAUAAAUAAACGGCGAAUAAUUUACUUGCCCGAA